Messenger RNA from Phytophthora sojae, 1572 nucleotides. RefSeq lists its product as hypothetical. The record is from RefSeq and is a predicted model, not a curated record. NCBI's taxonomy places the organism in Eukaryota, Oomycota, Peronosporomycetes, Peronosporales, Peronosporaceae. The transcript has a single exon. The coding region runs from base 1 to 1572 and encodes 523 amino acids. Gene Ontology annotation, molecular function: phosphatidylinositol binding; metal ion binding.
AUGCUGGCGGCCGUGCGCGGCGCCAACAAAGACCACGACGAGGUGGUGGCGGCCUUCAAGGCGGACUGCAAGCAGUACGGCCAGGGCGAGCUGCGCGCGCGGGUGUUCUACGAGCGCCUGGGCGUCUACUUCGGCAGCGAGCUCAUGCUGGAGCACAUGCUGCCGCAGCUGGCCAGGCUCAUCCCGGACGACAAGAAGAGGAAGAAGUUAGUUAAAGUUCACGUUAAACACAAGCGCGCGGGUGGGUCCAAUGCGGUCGUCACAGUGGGGGCUAGAGCCUCCACCCACCCACGACGACCUGUGUCCACUUCGGGGAGGGUGGAGAACCCGCCGCUGCCGGUUUCAAUGAGACCGUCCGGAGACAGGAGACCGUACUCGGCGUCGGAGCUCAUUCGACGAGACAGCAUCGAGAGCGACACGUCCAGCAACAACAGCGGAGAGAUGGUCCCAGCGGCAUCGGCCUCGAGACUCGCCAUGACGCGACAUGCAGACACCCCCAAGUGCGCCAUCUGCAGCGAGGUGUUCGAUAUCAAGCGGCGCAGACACCACUGCAGGAAGUGCGGCGCCAGCGUCUGCCACUCGUGCAGUCCAGCAAGGAUGCUGAUCUCGCCUGACCAGGUGGCCAGCGAGAGCAUGAAGAAGAAGUACGACCCAGCACACCCGCAGCGCGUGUGCACGAUCUGCGCGCCGAUCUUGCAGUGCUUCCAGGACGGACUCAACUCGCAGUACGCGAACUGCCACAAGGAGAACCCGCACGAAGCCAAGACGCGACUGCAUCUGCCGUACAGCCGAUCACUGGAGAGCGCGUGUCGCUCGGCUGCCGACAUCCUCGGCAACUUUUUCCGACCGGACUUUGGGGCUGACAGCGACCGCUACAUCCCCGUGAAUUUCCUCAAGCGAGCCCAAGGCAUUGCGUUCCUGACGGUUAUCAAGGCAGGGUUGCUUAUCACAGCCAAGAUGGGGACAGGUAUUGUGAUCGCCAAGCUGGACGAUGGCUCGUGGUCGGCGCCGUCUGCCAUUGGCACGGCAGGUAUAGGCGGUGGACUCGAGGGAGGUGGCGAGCUUAUCGAGUUCAUGAUCAUCAUGGGCUCCAAGAAAGCCGUCAAGGUUUUCCACCGUACUCAGGUGAACGUUGGUGGCGGGUUGAGCGUGGCUGUCGGACCCUACGGACGUGAUGCAGUCGCCCAAGCUGCUGCUAGCCGAGGAGGAUUCAACGCCAAUUACAGCUACUCUCACAGUCGUGGCCUUUUCGCCGGUAUCUCGCUCCACGGUGCUGUCAUCACGGCCCGAACAGAGAUGAACAGCAACUUCUACGGCCAGAAGCUUACGCCAGAGGAAAUUUUGAGUGGAGCGGUCCCGCAUCCGCGCGCUGCCCAGUGUUUAUACGACGCCAUUGACCAGGCCAUGGACGGGAUCGCUCAAUUCGAGGCUUCUGGGGGAUCCCAACGGCGCCCAUCGACGGCAACUGCUCCCCAAGGACGAUGCAGUUCAUGCCGAUGCGACCAGUUCGUCGCCAAAGCUUUCUCCAAGAAGUGCAAGACUUGCUCGCACAUACACAACCCCGCCACUUAG